Caenorhabditis remanei is the source of this 351-nucleotide messenger RNA. RefSeq lists its product as uncharacterized. The record is from RefSeq and is a predicted model, not a curated record. The coding region runs from base 1 to 351 and encodes 116 amino acids. NCBI's taxonomy places the organism in Eukaryota, Metazoa, Nematoda, Chromadorea, Rhabditida, Rhabditidae. The transcript has 5 exons.
AUGGCUGUUUUGGAAGUGACUAUCCACUUCCUUGUUUCAUUUGUGGUGGAUACUGAGGAUGGGGAGGCAAUAACGGCGGUGGUCGUGGAGGAAAUAAUGGAGGAUGGGGAGGCAACAAUGGAGGUGGACGUGGAGGAAACAAUGGAGGAUGGGGAAACAACAACAACGGAGGAAAUCGUUGGACUGAAAAUCCAAAUGGACCUAACCGCGGAGGAAACGGAGGAGGACGUGGUGGAAACCAAGGGGGACGAGGAGACGGAAGAAGCCACGGAGAACGCAUCACUGACAACGUUCUUGGAUCAAUCUUCGGAUAAAUUGACUUCUCGAGAAUUCUCUCAUUCACUUUCUUGA